This is a messenger RNA of Periconia digitata, 1391 nucleotides long. NCBI's taxonomy places the organism in Eukaryota, Fungi, Ascomycota, Dothideomycetes, Pleosporales, Periconiaceae. The record is from the annotation of a GenBank genome assembly.
CAAUCUGCUUGGGUGUAAUUGCUUUCAUGGGAGAUGCGGAGCGGAGCCUCAUCACAUCCUUGACAAUUGCACCCUCGUCACUUUUUACUCCAUGGGUGCCUGUUUGAUCGUCUUGUGCAGCUAAUUUCUGGGAUGUUGCACUAGCAGACUGACGGAUGGAUGUUGCGACGGCGUUGGAGCGAAACAUGUUUCAUUCGAUUGACUCCAGAUUCCUCUCCAUUCAAAAAGAGAUGAGGCCGAUCCGAUCCCACUAUGCUAAUCGUUCCACCCAAUUCCACAAUUGCUCAUCAGUCAUUCAUCGAGAGGUCAAUUGAGAAGGCACGGGAAUCAUGAUUUCCUUCACACUAUUCCUCAUGUCCCUAUCAACUCUCCCAUCCAUCCACGCCUCCCAACAAUCAUGCAAACCGCCCUCCUCUCUCGAACUCCAAAACAUAUGCCCAUUCCCACCCGAACCCUACAUCGUCCUACCCAGCAAAGGCAAAGGACUCGGAGUCUUCGCCCGAACCAACCUCCCCGCAGGAACCAUCAUCCUCCGCGAAACCCCCAUCCUCACUAUCCCCCCACCCAUCAUCAAAAAAGGCGCCGGCUACCCAAUGCCCGCCAUCUCUUCAGCCGUUCGCGCCGAAUUCCGAAAUCUCCCAUCCUCUUCUCAAUCCGAAAUUCUAACUCUUCACCACCAUGCCUUCCCAGGCGAGCCUGAAAAGGGUGAAGGCUGGACCGACAUCCUUGGCUACAUUUUCCGCACAAACGCAUACAACACCGGCACCAACAUUGGUCUAUUUCCACGCAUUGCACGUAUCAACCAUAGCUGUCGCCCCAACGCGGCCUAUACGUGGAACGCACGGAGCGGGCAGCGCAUUGUAUACGCAAGUCGCGCCAUCGAGGCAGGCGAAGAGAUCUCGGAUUCGUAUAUUUCUUUACUACUGCCGCGCGCGGAACGCCGGAAGCGGCUUGCGCGGUAUGGGUUUGAAUGCACAUGCGAAGCGUGUUCGUUGGCGGGGAAGAAGUUAAAGGAAUCUGAUGAUCGGCGCAUGGAAAUUGCGAGCGCGUUCAAAAUGCUGGAAGAUUCGGUGCAGAGUAAUUUAACUGUAGCUUUUUCUACAUCCUCCUCUCAGAUGAAGGAAGCUAGGCUCGCUGCGAAUCAAAGUAUGCAUCUACUAUCUCUCCUCGAGCGGGAGCAGUUGGCAGAUUACUACGCUAAAGCGUAUCGAGCGGUCGCUGUUAGCCAUGCUCGAGUGCAGGAUUGGGAAAUGGCGAGUGUGUGGGCUAAUAAAGGGUUUGAACGAAGGGUCAUGGAGGACCCAGGAAGUUCUUGGACGGUGGAAAUGGCGGAGAUGACGAGGAGCUUUAUUGAAGAGUGGAAAAAAGAGCUUGGCCAGGGAGGGGACUGA